CAGAGCGUCGCGGAGGGAGGGGAUAUUUUAAUGGCCGUCAGUAGCACUUCAACAUGGAAAAACUCCGGAUUAUUCAUUAUCUAUAAACUUCUUUAGCUCUGCCUCCGUUUUAAAAUAUUUUAUUUUAUAUCCCCCUGUGCUACAGAGAAGCAUUUGGGUAAGAUAUGUUUUUCUAGUGCUCUUUCUGUUGCAGUGGACGGACUUUACCCGCUUGAUUGGUGCGUGAGUAGCUGAUGAGGCCUAACCGGCUGGCUAGGAGACAAGCAGACGGUUAGCUUGAGUUGAAAGAGAAUAUGUAACAUACAGCAGCCAACAUGACAUCCAGAUUUGGUAAAACCUACAACCGCAAGGGAGGGGAGGCUAAUUCCAAAUUUGAAGAAGUUUUCUCCAACAAAAAGCCCACCCUGACCACCAAAUGGGGGGAGACCACCUACAAGGCUCAUCUGGGUGGCAAAAACACUUUGCUAAACCAGGGCGCACCUGAAGUCUCCAAAAGGCCAAGGCUUGAGGACAGCGACAGUGAAGAUCCAUUUGGGUUUGACAGCGAUGAAGAAACCAAGGCUGUAGCUUCUGGUAAUGCUCCUGACCUGAAAGUACCACAACAGAAUGUACCAAAAACAGUUCCAGCACAGAACAGAGUGACUGCUGCUGUUGUGACAUCUGCACAGAGCUCUGCAAGUAUAACAGCAACAUUUGCAAGUAAGCAAACGUCAGAGAAGGAUGUUAAAAACAACCAGCCAUGGUACAAGAGUGCACUGGCUGGCAACCAAAAACCUGUAUAUGUGACCUACGUCUCAGAGACUGUCCUCAUUGAUAAUGAAAACGUGUCAUUAUGCCAGAUGCCCGUUUCUUCUUUUACUAAUGUAGAUGCCACCAUUUCGGCAAACAUACCAGGAGGAAUACAAAACAUCCAGCCUGCAUGCUCUUAUGAUGGGUCCCUGUCAGAGGAAAUGAAAACUGAGGACCAGGAGCUUUCCACAGAGCCCCCCCCACAACCGGUGGACAACAUUCCCCCUUCCCCGUUCACCUUAAGAGCCUCAAACUGCAAGAAAUACCAACGGCCCCACCGGUCUAAUAAAACGCUAACUGAAUCUGGCGAGAGCUACAAUGAAACACCAGCCGACCCUGUGAAUGCCCAAGAUAAAUCCAACAGUGUCCUUUCUGCUAGUGCUAGCAGCAGUGCUAACACAGCAACCAAGCCUCCAGGCAGAGGGGGUGGAAGGGUGCGGGACUACACGGUUCUGCACCCAUCCUGCUUGUCCGUGUGCAAUGUCACUAUCCAAGACUCAAUAGAGCGCAGCAUCGACGAAUUCGUGGCACAACCUACCCCCGCUGACCUUGGGGAAGCAGGUCAGAUGAAGAAGAAGUCGGACACACAGCCACCUAAACCUACUCGGUUCAGGCCUGCUCAGACAAAGACAAAGAAAACUAAAGCAGAGACAAAGCUGGAAUUCUUUGGGUUUGAGGACAAAGAUGCUGAAGGAGAUGAUGCAAGCUCAGAGGGGCCUAUGGCAGGCAAAAGUAGCUACAAGAUCAAGUAUUUUGGCUUUGAUGAUCUUAGUGAGAGUGACAGUGAUGAGGAGACCUCUCAGGCCAAAGAGAAAAAGGCCAAGAGGGCAGCCGCAGCCUUGGCUGCUCUGAGCUCCAGCGUUGACAGUCCCCAUACCAGUGACUCUCAGGACAGUCAAGCCAGCAGCAAUACAGAUGCUUUUGAGUUCUCUGAUGAUUCCAGUCCUGGUGUCGCUGAGGGACAGAAAGGGCGACCGGGGAAGCAAGGUGACAGAUCCAAGGAUUCAGCCACUGGUCUUAAAAAGAUUUUCAGUGGACCCAAAAAGUCUCCUUCUAAAGCUGUGUACAAUGCUCGACACUGGAACCAGCCUGAACCUGAGGAGGUACCUGUGCCUCCACUAUCUAGAGCUCAGACCUCUCCGGCCAUUUUAUCGAGCAGCACCAAGGACAGCAACUCUCAUAAAGACGAUGGCUUGUUCAAAGCCCCGCCACCCCCACCAAAAGUCAUCAAAAUGGAGACCCUCCCUACACGACCCAACCAGGAGAUAGUCACAGCACUCAAAUGCAGGAAAGAAGACAAAGAGCUGUACACAGUGGUGCAGCAUGUGAAGCACUUCAAUGACGUGGUGGAGUUCGGGGAGAAUCAAGAGUUUACUGACGACUUUGAGUACCUGGAGACGGGACUGAAGAGCAGUCAGCCACUUAACACAAGAUGCCUUAGUAUAAUAAGCCUGGCCACACGAUGUGCCAUGCCGAGUUUCAGGAUGCACCUGCGGGCCAGAGGAAAAGUGGCUCAGGUCUUCAAAAUCCUCAGUGAUGCUCCACAGCAUCCGAACCUUGCUCUGUGCACUGCUGCCCUGAUGUACAUCCUGAGUAGAGAUCGCCUGAACAUGGAUCUGGACCGAGCAUGUCUGGAGCUAAUGAUCAAGCUGCUGGAGUUAGACCAGGACUACUCAGGCCAUGAGGAUCAGCUAACUGCAAAGGAAGUGGCAAAAGUCAAGGAGAAGAUCCGAAAGCUGUGUGAGACCGUGCACAACAAGCAUCUCGACUUGGAAAACAUCACGACGGGUCAUCUUGCCAUGGAGGCGUUAUUAUCUCUGACAUCUAAACGGGCGGGUGAUUGGUUCAAAGAAGAACUGCGGCUAUUGGGAGGCCUGGACCACAUUGUCGAUAAAGUGAAAGAGUGUGUGGAGAACUUGAGCCAAGAAGAUGACAAGGAGAAGCUCGUAGAAUCUCUUUGGGGAGCCGAGAGGUGUCUGAGAGUCCUUGAAAGUGUGACUUUGCAGAACGCAGAAAAUCAGGGAUAUCUGAUUGCCUACAAAGACUCUCAGCUCAUCGUUUCCUCAGCCAGAGCUUUGCGGUACUGCGAAGAUAUGAUCCAGCGGUACAGCAGGGCGCUAAACAACAGCUCUUUGUCAUCAUCGGGUGCAACCCUGCCACACUGUAGCUUCAGCAACGUGGGCAAGGCGGUGGAGGACUGCAUGAGGGCUGUCAUAGGGGUGCUCCUCAACCUCACACAUGAUAAUGAAUGGGGAAGCACGAAGACCGGGGAGCAGGAGCAGCUAAUGAUCACCGCUCUAAACUGUGUCCUGCGAGUCCCACGCUACAUCCCACAGGAGCAGCGAUUUGAAGUGCGAGUUUUGGGUUUGGGGCUUUUAAUUAACCUGGUAGAGUACAGCUCCAGAAACCGUCACAGUUUGGUGGACAUGGAGUACAGUGUGGAUGACGCGGGUCUGGAAGACAGCCUGAUGCAGCCUGCUGAUCCGACACAAUCAGAGACAGCAGCGCAAUCGGCUGAGACUGAGGGAGACCAGGCUGACACGCCGAAGCCUGCAGGAGCUUUAGCUGCCCUGGUGAAGCUCUUCCUUGAGAGAGAGCGUGCUGCCAUCCUGGCUGAGGCAAAGACAGACGACCUCAUCAGCGAGGCUCCUAAGCCGGCCCUGGACAAAAGCGGAGAGUGGCAGGAAACGUCGGGUGAAAUCCAGUGGGUUGCAUCUGAAACAAACGACAGCCAAACUGAAAAGAAAGAGGAAGAGGAUGAAGAAUUGGACCUAAAUAAAGCUCUGCAGCAUGCAGGCAAACAUAUGGAGGACAGCAUCGUUGCCUCCUACACAGCUCUGUUACUAGGCUGCCUCUGUCAGGGUAGCCAGAUAAAUGUGACUACAGUGAGACAGAACCUUCCUAAAGGGGAUUUUUCUAUAAUGACAGAAAUGCUGAAGAAGUUCUUGAGUUUCAUGAACCUCACUUGUGCAAUGGGCACCACAGGACAGAAGUCUAUCUCACGGGUCAUCGACUACCUGGAACACUGUUAACACACGUUGAACCACAACAAACUCAGACUCUUCUGCACAUUUAAAGGGGUCGAGAUAUUCCCUGGGUCCAUUGAUGUCACACUCCCAUGACCUCAUUUGGCUACCCCUUUGAUGCAUACAUGAUGCUUUGUGUGUAAACUCUCUAAAUCAUCUGUUUCGGUCCCUUUCUGGAGCACAGCCUGAACCAAAGCCCUGUUAGCUGAUGGACGUUUAACUUUUUUUUUCCUGUCAUGUCAUGCCCAGAUUCAUUCUUAUUUCUCCGUUGCACAGAUUAUUUCCUAAAUAAUUCUGCAAGAUGCUUAAUAAUAAGUGGACUGACAUUUGAAAUGGACUCGAAGUGGAUCUCCCUAUGCAUCAUCCCAAAAGGUUUGACAACAAUAAGCCGCUGAGGAGGAGUCAUGUUCGCUGUCAGGUUCUGAUUUCUGGCUGCGCAGCUGAAGUGUGAAGCCUUGAAUCAGAUUUUAUGGAUCAUUACAUUUUAAUCUCUGCCUAUCCACGUCCAAGCCAAGGGUGAAAUAAUUGAUCAGCAGGGAAAUCAAUCAUCUUCAUGGACUUCAGAAUGAUGUCUUUAUGAAAACCAGUGUGGAAUGAUUUUGAAUGCAAUUUUCAUUUUUUCCCAUUCAUGCUUACAAUUAGUGUGAAUGUUUAAGGGAGUUUUAAAGCUUGGGUUUUGUUUUUAAUCUGUGCUAUAAAGCAGUUUUAGCUGUUUAACAUGUUUUUAGAUUUUUUUUUUUCUCCUGCAGGACAUUUUUCCUACCCUUCGAUAAAGCGAUCAUGUCAGGAUGUCCUCCGUAUGACUGAGACUGGCAGUAGGGAACUACCUGCUGCCAUUGGGCUUUUAUUUCCUUUCACCCAUAUUUGUUUAUAUUUUAGUUAAUUUAAAUUUUAACUAAUUCAACAGUGGUGUUCCUAUAUCCACAUUAACUCAACUAGAGCACAUAAUUAUUUCAAUGAUGGUUUUCUUUGUUUAAAAUGCAAUGAAAUAAUUUUAAGAAUUGUAUUUAAUUUAAUGUUUUAUCUCCUUGUCUUGAAUGGAUUUUUUUUUUUAAACCAAGCUGGACUGUUUUAUUUUAAUAUAAUCAUGUGAUUGACUUUGCAGAUUUAGUUUGUGGCCCGAGUUUAAACAAAAAUAUAUUUGAUUCUGAACCUCUGAUUCUUUUUGUGUCUGCUUUAGACACCGCGUCCUAAACUCCAGAUUAUUUAUUCUGCCUUGGUGUCAUUCCACCUGUGCUUUACUCACCUUUAACUCUGAAAAGCCUCUUGUCGUGUACUGCUCUCCUGUUCGAUUACUGAACCGAUUUACAGCCAUAAUUGUAUAAACGUCAGUUUGAUCUGGUUUUGUAGGGCUGCGGUGAACAUAACUUGCAACUGUGUUUACUGUCAAUUACUUUAAAAAAAUUUCUUCUGAAGUAAGUUUUAGAAUGUAAAUACUUGUGUACAUAUACAUAACUGGACAUUUAAAUUACGUAGACUUCUUUUCCCCCUCCCGCUCCUCUAAGCUGAUAUCUUAUUUUAUACUAUAUUUCUGAUUUGUUUGAGGAAAAAAACAAAAAUAUAAAAAAAAAACAAUGGCAAGAGGAAAAAAAAAUGUUUGUACCCGUUUUGAGAACGUAGUCUCUGGUUACGUGUAAAUAGUUGUAUCUG
This is a messenger RNA of Cyprinodon variegatus (sheepshead minnow), 5465 nucleotides long. Its product is annotated as wings apart-like protein homolog. Gene Ontology annotation, biological process: regulation of chromosome condensation. The record is from RefSeq and is a predicted model, not a curated record. The coding region runs from base 315 to 3821 and encodes 1168 amino acids. The transcript has 20 exons. Lineage: Eukaryota; Metazoa; Chordata; Actinopteri; Cyprinodontiformes; Cyprinodontidae.